AAAAGAAAGCAAAAAAAAAAGAUGAAAUUUUUGGGACAUUUUAAAUGCUUUGGGUCGCCGUCUUGCAAUGCGAAGCAACAUUGGUCAUCAUUCCGUGCUUUAUUCCAGUAAUUAAUCCUCUUUCCCAUUAUAAAAAUCGUUCCUUUUGGAUAAUCUCUCCCUCCCUUGUUCUUGGCCUUGGCUUCAGGUGUUCGAUGCUACAUCCUUCCUGCCACCUGGAUAACAGUGGGAAUCAACUUUUGAUCAUUUUCCAUGCGUUAUUCCGGUGUUUAAUCCUCUUUUCCCUGGUAAAAAUCCUUCCUUUUGUGCCAAGUCCAUCCAUCCCUCCGUUGUUCUUUGCCUCUGCCCGGCUUGAGGUGCCACUACUUGGAUUCUCUUCCCUGCCCUCCUGUGUUUACAGCCUCCUGGUUUCGCUCCCAGUUGCUUUGUCGUGUUUGCCAUCUCUGUCCGUCAAUUGGGUGAUCUUGCUUUAAAGGACGCAUCGUCUUUUGACGGCCGCCUUUCUUGGCAGUGGAUAGGAUUGGAUUCUUGGGUUGGUCGAGAGCAGAUGAUGCCAUUGCUUGCGGUUGCCGGAUAGAGAUGCGAGGGGUUGUGGGCGCUGCCGGUGGCGGCCACGUCGAGGCCAGGCAUCGAUCCGUCGGGAGUCCUGUUUACGGAAACAAAAGAAGGUCCCACAAGAGCAGUGACUUCAAACAAGCUGACAGGCCAUUCAACAAUCUUUUUACAGAGAGGAGUUCAGCCUGGAAGAUAUAUUCUUUGAAACUUGUCUUGAUAAUCAUUGUCUGUGGCACCUUUUUAACUCUUCUCCACCCUCCAGCAGCUUAUCAUAAUGAGCAUUCCUUGCAUGCUGGUUCUAGGUUUAUGGAUGUUGGACGGAUUUGGGACAAAUCCAAACCUGAUUCGCGAUAUUUGUCGAAUUCAAAUGUUGAUUGGGCUCAAAUUUCAAAAUGUGCGGAAGCGAUGGACUCCAGUAAAGGAAAUAUGAAGAUUGGCUUACUGAAUUUUAACAUUUCUGAGAUCAACCAUUGGCACCAGCUCUUACCAAACGCAGGAUUUUCUGUCAUACAACUUGAUUAUGCAGAUAGUAAUAUUACUUGGGAUGUACUGUAUCCUGAAUGGAUUGACGAGGAAGAAGAAUCCGAGGUCCCCUCUUGUCCAAAACUUCCUGAACCGAAGUUCUCUAAAGGUUUCCGUUUUGACCUCAUCGCCGUCAAGCUUCCUUGCAGUAGCUCAGCCAGCUGGUCAAGAGAUGUUGCUCGGUUGCAUUUGCAGCUUACAGCUGCUAAGGUUGCUGCAGUUUCUUCAGGAGAUCAGUACCCUGUGCAUGUGCUUUUUGUGACCAGCUGUUUUCCAAUCCCAAACCUAUUUACAUGCAAGAACCUCGUCAUGCGAGAGGGAGAUAUGUGGUUAUACAAACCAGACCUGCAACUGUUAAAGGAGAAGUUACAGCUUCCUGUUGGAUCAUGUGAGCUCGCACUCCCACUUGAAGCAAAAGAACGGCCGUUUUCCUAUACUCCUCACCGAGAAGCAUAUGCCACCAUUCUCCACUCUGCCAAUGUUUAUGUAUGUGGUGCUAUUGCUGCAGCCCAAAGUAUCCGUUUAGCAGGAUCAAAGAGAGACCUAGUUAUACUUGUUGAUGAAACAGUCAGUGAUCACCACAGAAGCGGUCUUGAAGCUGCAGGAUGGAAGAUAAAAACAAUCACCAGGAUCCGAAAUCCUAAGGCCGAGCAUGAUGCUUACAAUGAGUGGAAUUACAGCAAAUUCAGGCUCUGGCAGCUCACAGAGUAUGACAAGGUCAUAUUUAUCGAUGCUGACCUUCUUGUCCUAAGAAACAUCGAUUUCUUGUUCACUAUGCCUGAAAUCACUGCAACAGGGAACAAUGUAACAUUUUUCAACUCUGGUGUAAUGGUUAUUGAGCCUUCAAACUGCACAUUUCAGUUGUUAAUGGAUCAUAUCAAUGAGAUAGAGUCCUACAAUGGUGGGGAUCAGGGUUACUUGAAUGAAGUCUUUACAUGGUGGCACCGUAUACCAAGGCGCAUGAACUUCUUGAAGCAUUAUUGGAUUGGUGAUGAGAAGGAGAUUAAAGAGAUGAAGACUCAUUUGUUUGGUGCUGAUCCGCCAGUUCUUUAUGUUCUCCACUAUUUGGGUCUAAAGCCAUGGCUGUGUUUCCGGGACUAUGAUUGCAAUUGGAAUGUGGACAUAAUGCAGGAAUUCGCAAGUGAUGUGGCACACACAACAUGGUGGAAAGUGCACGAUGUGAUGCCGAAACACUUGCAGAGCUUCUGUCUUCUGAGAACAAAGCAAAAAGCUGCCUUGGAGUGGGAUCGGAGGCAGGCGAAGAAGGCAAAUUAUUCCGACGGCCAUUGGAGAAGAAAAAUAACUGACCCUCGUCUGAAAAAGUGUUUCGAAGAUUUUUGUUACUGGCAGAGCAUGUUGUGGCAUUGGGGUGAUCCCAACUGGUCAGAUGAGAACUUGACAUCCAACUCCCUUGCAAAACUACCCAGUUUAUAGUCUCUUCCCUUGUUCUUGCUUUCACUAUCUUGCUGAAUUAUUUCUCCAUAGGUAACUAGGUAUUUAGGUAGGCUGUUACCUCCAGAGUUCGACGAGAUGAUACCCACAAAUAUUUUACAUAAAUUAGAGUAUAAAUAAGGACAUGCUGUUUUUUGUUUUCCCUUGAUUUCAUGUUUAUUGGCAAGUUCAAUAAAAACAUUAGAUUUCAUUUC
Messenger RNA from Musa acuminata AAA Group (dessert banana), 2723 nucleotides. RefSeq names its product UDP-glucuronate:xylan alpha-glucuronosyltransferase 1-like. The transcript has 6 exons. Lineage: Eukaryota; Viridiplantae; Streptophyta; Magnoliopsida; Zingiberales; Musaceae. Gene Ontology annotation, molecular function: glycosyltransferase activity. The record is from RefSeq and is a predicted model, not a curated record. Gene Ontology annotation, biological process: xylan biosynthetic process. The coding region runs from base 580 to 2511 and encodes 643 amino acids.